AUGGCUAGCAUCAUUGCACACAUGGGUAAUAGCCGGCGGCAGAACACACGCUUGCCACCUUGGGCCCAUUCUAUGCUCAGGUCCCUGGGUAGGAGUCUUGGUCCUUUAAUGGCAAACAUGGCAGAAAGAAACAUGAAGCUGUUCUCAGGGAGGGGGGUGCCAGCCCAGGGGGAAGAAACCUUUGAAAACUGGCUAAUCCAAGUCAAUGGGGUCCUGCCAGAUUGGAAUAUGUCUGAAGAAGAAAAGCUCAAGCGCUUGCUGAAAACCCUUAGGGGCCCUGCCCGGGAGGUCAUGCAUUUGCUCCAGGCAGCCAACCCCAACCUAAGUGUGGCAGAUUUCUUGCACGCAAUGAAAUUGGUGUUUGGGGAGACUGAAAACAAUGUGACUGCCCAUGGUAAAUUUUUUAACACCCUGCAGGCACAAGGGGAGAAAGCCUCCCUUUAUGUGAUCCGUUUAGAGGUGCAGCUCCAGAAUGCUAUUCAGGCAGGGAUCAUAGCUGCGAAAGAUGCAAACCAAACUCGCCUGCACCAGCUCCUUUUAGGGGCUGAGCUGAAUGGGGACCUGCGCUACAGGUUGAAGCGUCUUCUCAGGAUGUAUGCAAAUGAGCAGGAGCGUCUUCCCAAUUUUCUGGAGUUAAUCAAGAUGAUAAGGGAGGAGGAGGAUUGGGAUGACACUUUUAUUAGUCGGAAGCGGGCCAGGAGAUCUGAGUCAAUGGUGGAGAGGGCAACCAGCCCAGUGGCAUUUCAGGGUUCCCUACGGAUAGUAAUCGGCAGUGCUGACUGCAACGUGAUAGAAAUAGAUGACACCCUGGAUGACUCAGAUGAAGAUGUGAUCCUGGUGGAGUCUCAGGACCCUCCACUUUCAUCCUCUGGUUCUCCUCCCCCCAGAAGCAGAGCCAGACCUCAGGAUCAAGUGGUAGUCAUUGAUUCCCCCAAUAGUUCCCAGGCUCAGUCUCCUUCCACCAGUGGGGGUUCUGGAGAUAAAAAUGAUGGUCCUGGGGAUAUUUGUAGAGCCAGGAAGCGAAAAUACACAACCCAUUCUUCAUAUUGUGGCAAGGAGGACCACUUGAAGGGAACCUGUGACAAGAGCAACAAGGCUGAGAUGUUUGAAAAUCUGGUCAUGACCCUGCAGGAGCUGACACAUACAGAGGACGAGGAGGGGUCAAGAGAGGCUCCUGACCAAUCUGAUGACCCUUCUGAGCUACAGUGA
Molecule: messenger RNA, 1209 nt
Organism: Eptesicus fuscus (big brown bat)
Lineage: Eukaryota; Metazoa; Chordata; Mammalia; Chiroptera; Vespertilionidae
Gene: ZCCHC12
Product: zinc finger CCHC-type containing 12
Exons: 1
Coding region: 1-1209 (402 amino acids)
Cellular component (GO): nucleus
Source: RefSeq, a predicted model, not a curated record